Paramecium tetraurelia is the source of this 1557-nucleotide messenger RNA. RefSeq lists its product as uncharacterized. NCBI's taxonomy places the organism in Eukaryota, Ciliophora, Oligohymenophorea, Peniculida, Parameciidae. The record is from RefSeq and is a predicted model, not a curated record. The transcript is spliced from 7 exons. Gene Ontology annotation, cellular component: cytoplasm; nucleus. Gene Ontology annotation, molecular function: ATP binding; calcium/calmodulin-dependent protein kinase activity; calcium ion binding. Gene Ontology annotation, biological process: protein autophosphorylation; intracellular signal transduction; peptidyl-serine phosphorylation.
AUGGGGAAUACAUGCUGUAGUAAUCAACCAAUUGAGACAGAGAAGUAAAUAGAGGAGCGACCAGAGGACCUAGGUAAAAAAACCGAUUAGGAGCCUAAUAAUGUCGAGGAACCUAUCAAACAAAUAAUUUCAUAUCCAACUCUGUCAGUGUAGCCGUCGUUAUUCAUACAAAUGAAAAGAGAGACAAUCUAUAGUACUUAUUAAGUGGGGAAGUUGUUGGGAGAAGGCGCCUAUGGAUAGGUCUCUAUUGUAACACAUAGAGUAACUGGGAUGCAAAGGGCAAUGAAGGCUAUCAGGAAGGAUUGUCUAUUUGAAGAAGAAUAAGCCAAGCUUUUUUCAGAAAUGACAAUUUUGAAAAAUCUAAAUCAUCCUCACAUUGUUAAUCUUUUUGAAUUGUUUGAAGACGAAAAGUUUUAUUAUUUAAUUACAGAAUAUUUAAGAGGAGGCGAACUCUUCGAUCGUAUUCAGAAGGCCAAAAGUUUCAGUGAGGCAGAUGCUGCUCGAUACAUGAAGUAAGUCAUUUCUGCAGUUGCAUAUUGUCAUUCAAACAAUAUUGUACACAGAGAUCUAAAACCAGAAAAUAUCAUUUUUGCAUCUGAAGAUCAAUACUCUACUUUGAAAGUCAUUGAUUUUGGUACAUCACGAAAAUUUGAUAAAAAUUAAAACAUGUCAAAACGAUUAGGAACUCCAUAUUAUAUUGCACCUGAAGUCUUAUAAAAGAAGUAUAAUGAAAAAUGUGAUGUUUGGUCUUGUGGUGUCAUUCUCUACAUUCUCUUAGCUGGAUAUCCUCCCUUCUAUGGUCGCAAUGAAACUGAAAUCUUUGAUAGAAUUUUGAAAGGCAAAAUACCAUUUCAUACCACUGAGUGGAAUAAGAUAUCUAAAGAAGCUAAAAAUCUAAUUACUAAUAUGUUGUGUUAAGAUGUUGAAAAGAGGUAUUCUGCUUAAUAAGUUUUGGAUGACCCUUGGAUGCAACAGGGAUAAGAACAAAAUUUGGUUGAUGACAAUUUCUUAAAAAAUCUCACUGAAUUUAGUGCCAAGAGCAAACUCAAAUAAGCAUUACUCACAUUUAUGGCUAGUCAAAUGAUUUAGCCAAAGGAAGUUGAGCAAAUUUAAGAACUAUUCAAAUAAUUGGACAAAAAUAAUGAUGGCAAACUAUCAAAGGAGGAAUUAGUAGCUGCAUUUUAAUAGAAAGUGUAGAGUAAGGAUAGAUUGAUUGAAAAUAUGGAGACAAAAAUCAAUAAAAUUGUCACUGAAAUCGAUGUGAAUUUAUCUGGAUAUAUAGAUUACACAGAAUUUAUUAUGGCCUGUUUAAAAUAUGAGAAAUUGUUGACUAUUGAGAAAAUCAAACAAACCUUCAGAAUAUUCGAUCUAGAUGGUGAUCAAUACAUUUCUAAGGAAGAAUUAUCAUAAAUCAUGGAGGGAGUGGAUGAUGAUAUUUGGAAGUAAUUUUUAGCUGAAUGUGAUCAGGAUAAUGAUGGCAAAAUUUCAGAAGAAGAGUUCAUCAAUCUGUUACAGGAUAAAUUUUGAACUCAAACAAAUAUUAUAAAUCUCUAAAUU